This is a messenger RNA of Phyllopteryx taeniolatus (common seadragon), 1690 nucleotides long. RefSeq lists its product as uncharacterized. Gene Ontology annotation, molecular function: protein binding. NCBI's taxonomy places the organism in Eukaryota, Metazoa, Chordata, Actinopteri, Syngnathiformes, Syngnathidae. The record is from RefSeq and is a predicted model, not a curated record. Bases 266 to 1654 code for a protein of 462 amino acids. The transcript is spliced from 15 exons.
UGUUAUUUUCUAAAACGCGUACAUUUAGAGAGAAUCUUUGAACGCAGCACGCUGGUCGUCACGUUGGAUGAAUACAAGAUGCCACCACAGCGGACGAACAGUUUGGAAUUCGAGGUGCGACCAUUCUAAAGUCAGUCAUUCACAAUUUUGGGGAACGUAUUUGGAAACAACCGGCGUAUUCAAACGGCGUUUGAGCUCGCGUCAAUGAGGUGAGAGGAAGCUCGGUUCGCGGAAGUGAAGCUUCGAUCACAGCUGAUUCGUCAAUAUGGCACCCAGAGAUCCACUUGUCAGCGCCCUCAAAGUGUGCUUGUUGAAUCUGCAGUGUGAUUAUGGGCAGACGGUGACGGACAGCAACCCUCACGUCACUUCUUGCUGCCAGCUUCUUGAGCUGCUCCUCAGGAAAGGACUCCAACAGCCGGUCCUCAGUCUGGUUCCUCGAGACUACUGGCAAUGUUUUGAGCAGCUUCUCCGCCAAGAUACAUGUGACAGGCUGUGUACUGUGGCGUGGGCUGUGGAACAGACUAAAGCUUGCAGAAAGCUGCUCUCAGCUCAGGGCCGAGGCCGUUACCUCCUCAGAUUGGCUCUCAGCCGCAAGUUGCUGCCACAGUUCGUCACUCACCUCCUGCACACUCCCAGAGUCUUGGAGUGGUACAGCCCAGCGUUCUCAAUCCUCAGGAAUGAAGAAUUUUUAGAACCUUUCAUGUCCCUGCUGCUGGUUCUCUCUCACAUGGAGUUCGACCUUGACAUGGAGAAUUGCAGUUUUUUGGAUGAAAGCUGGCUUUUACCGGUGUGCGAGACAUAUGAAGUGGUGCCGUGUCGACAGGUGGGAAUGGUCCUGAGCUACCUCAGUGGGCGCGUCUUCCUUCUGGACUUGAUAUCUGGCAGCCAGGCGCAUGUUGACAAGUUUAUCUGCCGCGGUGACGUCAUUGACGAGAUCAAUGGCACCUCUCUGAGAAAUUCCAAGAACGGACAGGCAGGUGUGGUUCUGUCACGGCUGAAAGGCUGCCCACUGUCUAUCCGUGUUGUGCGCUGGCGGGCCCGCGACGGGACGGUGUAUCGACCUCUCAUUCAAAUGCUGCGGACUUUGAGGAUAGAGAAUCCGUGGCUGCAAGUCGGCCCUGCUCCCAGUGACCAGAGAACUUCUCCUCCGACACAGUGUCUCAAAGAGGGAAGGAUUGUGUACAUUGUCCAGUUCUUGGGGGCAAAAAACAUUGGAAUGUUUGGAACCAAGGAGGUGUUGCAACACGCAAUUUCACACGUGUUACAGGAAAACCUGCCGAGCAAGGUGAUCACACCACUCCCCCGCUUGAGGCCCUUAACAACUGUUCUUCCUAACCAUUUAAAUACAAACACACACCCGCUAUCCUUUGUCCCACAGGAAGUACUUUUAGAUUUGCAGGAAACACACUUAACGUGUACAGAGAGCAGCAGUAAACUGAUGCUGUGUGAAUAUCACUAUCCAGACAUAUCGUGUGUUGGGAGAUACACGAAACCAGAUUACACGAUAUUAGGCUUUUGUGUGGUAAACAGACCACCAGAAACCCCAACAACACGCUUCAGCUGUGUGGUGCUCAAAGCUGCUAGCAUUAAGGAGUGUGAAGAGAUCGUUUGUCGUACAGCCACUGGUUUCAAGCACACAGAGUGGUCUGUAUGACAUGUACAUGUGUAAAUAAACAGUCAAAACUCAAAA